AUGGCUGAGACGCCCAGUACAAGCACAACAUACGCCCAUGCCGGCGGCUUCAUCCCGCCCUCGCAGACACUCCCCUCGCCCGCGCCCAGCUCGGCAUCCAGCCGCGUGGCCGCUCGUCUGCCGCACCAGCGGUCGAAGCCACUGAUCCCGGGUUCCCGCAAGGAAGACUACGCGCGGGACUAUGUCGCCCAGAGGCUCUUGCACAUCUCGCGACGGUAUGUCAAGAAGCAUGGUAUACCGGACCCGGCGGAUCUGGUCAGCGGAUACAAGGGCAUGGACGAGGUGUGUCGCGAUCUAGAGGAGGUCAUUGACGUCCUGUGGUUCUCAGGAACGCCCAGCCUCCAGAUCCCGUACCUCCUCAACGUCGCGCUCGCAUUCAACACCUACCUCCCGUCCUUCACGCCCUCGCCGCGUCCCACGUUCGCCCUCCUUAAGAAGCUGGACCACUGCUUCGCUAGCCUGCUGGUCGGCCACGACGUCAAGACAUGGACUCCGCUGCCCGGCUUCCAGCAGCGCGGUCUCAGCGCCGGGCUCUCAAAGACCGAGAUGGUCCGGUGCAAGAGCCUCGCCGACGAGACGCGCAUGCUGGUCGCGGUGGUUAUGAGUGGCGAGGCGGACGUUGAGGACUACGAGGAGGAAGACGAGGACAACAUGACGGCGAAUGCGCCGCCUGCGAAGCCGAGGACUGAGGCGAGAAUGGGUCCGCCGCAGACACAUAAUAAUGAGAUCGAGACGGUCAAGACGGAGGAUAUGGAGGAAGACGAAGAUGAUUACAACAUUGACUCGGAUUCAGGCAUUGAUAAGGGAGGCGCACGACCUUCUACAAAACGGAAGCCCGAUGCUGCUGACCUGCCGGACGAGCACGCAGAGAGGAAACGGAUCAAAGUCGAGGAGGGCGAGGACGCCGGUCCGGUCUUCGGUGAUGCGGCGCACGCUGACGAGAGCACGGAGCCCGUCAACGGAUCAAGUGCCAGCGGCUUAAACAGCGGGGACGGCGGACAGUUCCAUUGGGCUUUGGAUGACGAUUCAGACGACGAGGCACUUCCGAAUACCACUGGCGCGACUAGACAGGAAGAUGAGGAGCAGACAGUAGCCGCUGACGAUGAUAAUGAUGAUCAGCGUAGCGAGGUAGAUGAGGAGGAGGAGGAACUGCAUCUGAACGUCGCGAGGGUGUACGAGAAGACCUUGGUGCAACUAGGGCCAACCAGACGCGGCGAGAGCACCUUUGUCGACCAUGGAUUCAGCGAGCGCUUGGUGCGGUGGCAUAGCGCUGGGGCUUGA
Anthostomella pinea is the source of this 1281-nucleotide messenger RNA. NCBI's taxonomy places the organism in Eukaryota, Fungi, Ascomycota, Sordariomycetes, Xylariales, Xylariaceae. The record is from the annotation of a GenBank genome assembly.